Molecule: messenger RNA, 1689 nt
Organism: Pseudo-nitzschia multistriata
Lineage: Eukaryota; Bacillariophyta; Bacillariophyceae; Bacillariales; Bacillariaceae
Source: the annotation of a GenBank genome assembly
UGCCAUCGAAACCGUGAUACGUAUCGAGGCCUCAAUCAUACCGGUAAAUGAAAAGUGAUCGAUGAUACAAAAUGGCGCUUCCAACCUCCUCGUACGGCAGAAAAACAAUCCCCAAAGGGACGGCACAACGGAAACGCGGCGGUCGAUGCGCACUGACAUCACGGUGUACCCACGGAGUGGUCGUCCUUUCCAUUGGGAUCGCCAUGGCGGUUCUCUGCUGGGAGGCACUCCAUCUCGGUUCCAACCUCGAGAUCAUGGUCAUGGAACAACAACUGAUUGCGACGGCCAACGAGGGAAGGAUCGCGGCCCUCGAASGGAUCAAGAGGCUGCAGUCCGCUKCCGGCAGCGGCGAUGGCCCCACCGGGCGCCGCGAYYAUCUAGUUCCGAUCGUCGAACAGAGGKCACAACAGAGCGAAGAGCACCUUCCGGGAAGCUGUGGGGCCUUCGAUCACUCCGUCCGGCGACCCAGGCACGGGUGCCAGGUCAACAAGGACACGGAGACCGUCUUUUGCAACUUCGAAAACCUGAGGGUCGAUCCCCGCAAAAUUCACAUGGUGGCCAGGGGUGGGGAGGUCUUAUCGACGGUUAUGGGGAGAGAAGAAUCYGACGAGUUUCCUCUCUACCAGCGGGGAGCCUUUUCGACACCGGUCAAGCCACACUUCGAGGUUCCGAACGAGUUCCGACAAAAUAUGCACUACCUGGGAGAUGUUUUGAACGCCCUGCGGUAUCCUACUYCCAGGAACAAGCACCGACUGGACCUCUCUUGCAAGAAAAUCUACAAGGGAACGACCCUUUUUUUGACACGCUACGAAUACGUGAAUCUUUUUCACACCGUUACAGAUUGGUGGAACGCCUUCUUAGUCUCCUCGUCGGCACAAAACCACAGAGACGAAAAACCCGAUCGGGUCGUCUUUUUGGACGGCCACGCGGAAGGCCUGCUCGACUCCACAUGGAAAUCUCUGUUUGGAAACUUUCGAUUCGUAAAGCACAUGGAYGAGGGAUCCGGAGACGGCGGGCUUUGUUUCGAACGCGCUGUGUUUGUUCCCGCCGGAUACAAAUCGGAACUCUUCAAUGAGUGGAGAAUACCCCGGUGCCCCAGCAAGGGGAUGACCGACGCCUUUUCGGAGUUUGUGCUGGCACGGCACGGCCUGCUGCAGCAGCCGGAGGUGGCCAGGGGGCGCAUCGUUCUGAUCGACCGGCAGCCCUUCGUGUCGCACCCCAGGAGCAGCACCAGCAAUUUCCUCCGACAGUUCCGUGCGUCCGAUCUGGACGAGCUGCAGCGGCGGCUGGAGCGCAUACCCGGCACCACGGUCGAUCUCGUACGGCUCGAAACCCUUUCCGUUCGGGAGCAGCUCGAACUGGUGCGGCGGGCGCACGUCCUCGUUGGCAUCCACGGAGCGGGCCUCUCGCACCUGCUCUUCAUGGCCGAGAGCCGGUCCCACGUGAUCGAAUUCCUGCCGGACGACCAGGUGGAUUUCUUUGAGUACCUGAGCCGGUGGAAGGGGAUCGACUACACAUCGAUUCCCUUUCUCGAUACGCUGAGCGGGGGUCCGAUCGACGAUGCGGUGAGAAUCGUCAAAAACUACAUGGGAACAAAGCGAUAGCGAAUCGAGGCAACAUUCGAUGGGAUGCAUGGAUUGCUUUGAUGCUCUGUGGGCUGGACUAGMCGCUUGCUUAUCAAAUCAGCUG